Cuscuta epithymum is the source of this 2864-nucleotide messenger RNA. The record is from the annotation of a GenBank genome assembly. Lineage: Eukaryota; Viridiplantae; Streptophyta; Magnoliopsida; Solanales; Convolvulaceae.
CACGGCCCCGAUCACAAAAAAAAAAGUAAGAAACCAAUUAGAAGAAACAUAACUGAAAGAAGAAGAGUGGUAGCCGUAUAGGAGGUUCUCAUAUCAACAAAAAUAUCAACAAAAAUAUCAGGAGAAUUUGUCUAUAAGAUAAGGCGUCGGGCUCAGAUGGAAUGAAUCCUGCCUUUUUUCAAGCAUACUGGGAUAUACUGGGGCCGGAUAUCUCGGCUCUGUGUAGAACGAUGUUUGAUUCAGGUAAGUUAGCUAAACAUAUUAAUUCCACAAAUAUUGUGUUGAUUCCCAAAAAAGAGAAGCCUGAAUCUAUGAGUGAUUGGAGACCAAUUGCGCUGUGUAAUGUGAUAAUAUAUAAGAUUUUUUCUAAAGUUCUUGCUAACCGAAUGAAAGUGAUAUUACAUGAGUUGGAUGGAGAAAGUCAGAGUGCUUUUAUUCCUGGAAGGUCUAUUACUGAUAAUAUUAUAGUUGCUUUUGAGACCCAACAUUUUCUUAAAAGGAAGACGGACGGUAAGGAGGGUUUCAUUGCACUUAAACUUGACAUCACUAAGGCUUAUGAUAGGGUGGACUGGGCUUUCUUGGAAGGUAUUUUAUAUAAAUUGGGGUUUGAUGUAAAGUGGAUUCAUGUUCUGAUGGAGUGUGUUAGAACAGUUAAAUAUUUUAUCCAAUUUGAUGGGAAAUUUUUGGGUCCUAUUACACCGGAGCGUGGUUUGAGACAGAGUGAUCCACUUUCCCCAUAUUUAUUUAUUCUGGUUGCUGAAGGCCUUAGCGCCUUGCUAAGGAAGGCGGAGCAGGAAGGAAAAAUCCAUGGGGUUGCAGUGUGUCGAGGAGCCCCUAGGGUUUCUCACUUGUUUUUUGCUGAUGACAGCUAUUUAUUUUUUAAGGCUGUGGCUAGUGAAUGUAAUACCAUUCGGGCAGUUCUGCGAGAAUAUGAGGAUGGAUCGGGGCAGGCAAUAAAUUUUAAUAAAUCCUCUAUAAAUUUUAGCCAAAAUGUUGUUGAACCGGUUCGGGAUUAUUGUUGUAAUUUUUUCGGUGUUACUCAGGAAAAUGGUCAGAAGAGGUAUUUGGGGCUUCCUAGUAUGGUUGGUCAGGGAAAGACGGCCAUAUUAGGAUUUAUUAGAGAUCGAAUUUUCAAUCGGAUUAAGAGCUGGAAUAACCGUUUUCUUUCUAGAGCAGGUAGGGCGGUUCUUCUCUGGAAUGUAGUGCAAGCUAUGCCCACCUAUGCUAUGAAUGUGUUUCUGCUGCCAGGAAAGUUAUGUGACGAAGUUGAAAAACUUAUGAAUGGUUUUUGGUGGAAAGGAUCCAAGUUUGAGCAAAGAGGUAUUCGGUGGCGAAGAUGGGAGGUCAUGUGCAAACCGAAGGCAUGUGGAGGUAUUGGCUUCAGAAGGCUUCAUGAUUUUAAUAUUGCUAUGCUCGCUAAGCAGGGGUGGAGAUUAUUCAUGAUUUGAAUAAUCCUCAAAGUCUUAUGGGGCAUGUGCUUAAGGCAAGGUAUUUUCCAAACUCGGAUUUUUUACAAGCGAAGAUAGGGAAUAAUCCCUCCUAUAUUUGGCGGAGUCUUUUCGAGACUCAAGAGGUUUUGAGAAAGAAUAUCUGGUGUAGAGUUGGGCAUUGGAGGAAUGUUCAUGUCUGGAGGGAUGCAUGGCUACCGGGUAAGGGGGCUGGCCGAAUCCACUCGGCUAAACCACCUUAUGUGGUUGAUAUGAAUGUGGCAGCUUUGCGGGAUCAUACUGGUAGAAGAUGGAAUGAGAGCAAAAUAUCAUCAAUUUUCUCAAUGGAAGAGCGGAAGGCUAUUUGCAGUAUUCCUAUCAGCUUACAGGAAAAGGAGGAUGGUUUUUGGUGGAGUAAGGAGAAGAAUGGCAAUUUCACUGUCCGUAGCUGUUAUAGAGAGCUUAUACGGACUGAUGGUGAGGGGUUUUGGGGGGGGGGGGUGGACUGAUUUUUGGAGGAUGAAAAUUCCCCCCAAAAUUAAAUAUUUUAUUUGGCAGGUUCUUGAUGGAUCCCUACCUUCUUUGACUAACCUGGAAAAUCGUGGACUUGUUUUGCAAAAAACUUGUAAAUCUUGUAUGCAAGAAGAUGAAUCUACUGAUCAUGCACUGAGGUUAUGUCCUAAAGCAGCGGAGGUAUGGGCUGCGGCUGGGGUGGCAGUCGGGGAUGGGGAUGUUUCAUUGAACAUGUGGCUACAACAUCUUCUUACUGGACCAGAUAAGGAGACGAGGUGCAAAGUGGCAAUGGUGUUAUGGGGCAUUUGGAAGAGACGAAAUGCCUUAGUUUGGAAUGAUGAAUGGCAGCAUACUGCUAGCCUGCUUAACUGCUGUGCGAGUAUACUGCGUGCAUGGCGGGAUGCUCAGCAGGUUACAGGGACGGGUAGCAGCAGACCGAGGGCUGACAACACGGGUUGGGUGAAACCGCAGGCAGGGAGGAUUAAAGUGAAUGUGGACGUGGCUUUGGAUUCGACAAAAGACAUUAGAGCUUGGAGCUGGGUGGCAAGGAAUGACCGGGGAGAUUUCAUUAAGGCAGGAGGAGGUUCAUGCGUAGCAAGUUGGUCCCCUGAGGAGGCCGAAGCCUACGGUCUAAGGGAGGCCGUUCGUGCAGCGAUGAUGGAAGGAUAGGUUACCGUUGAUUUCGAAACCGAUGCUCAGGUGGUUGUUCGGGGUCUCAAACAGGGAGGCGGAUUAGCUUACAUGGAUAUAUUGAUGGAUGAUAUUCGUUUCUUAUUGCACGAAAAGAUUUCUUUUAGUAUCUCUUAUUGUAGAAGGUCUGCGAAUCAUGUGGCUCACGCUUUGACGAGAACACAUGUCUCUAUCUCAUAUCACGUUUUCAAUUAUGAUAGUAUUCCGGAUUGUAUUGUAAGACCGAUGGCUAAU